AUGGUCAUCGUUCAGAUAAAAUGGAAUAAACAGGUCUUCCCUACAGAGGUGUCUGAGGACGAGACGGCGCGUUCACUCAUGGAGCGUUUACAGAAACUCACCGGGGUACCGUCCGAGCGCCUGACGCUGCUGGGCCUCAAGCGCGGGGCAGUGCGUGUCCACACUGCCGGUACGCUUGCUGCACUCGGCCUUCAGGACGGGUGUACGGUGAUGCUGCUUGGAACGCCUGUGUCAGCGGGUGCGGCUGCUGUCAGCCAAGCGGUAGCGAAUAGCCCGCUGUCGCCCGAGAAGGCUGGUGCUGGGGUCACAGGGACAACUGCCUCGGGUGCGUCUGCAACUCCCCCGCUGAAGCAUGUGCGGCGGGGGCUUGCGAACCUCGGCAAUAGCUGCUACGCGAACGCUACGAUUCAGUGUUUAUUGCAGGUGCCUGAGCUGCGCGACUACCUCAGAUCUCGCGUUCAGAGCAGCGCUUCGUUGGCACCAGCGGUGACGACUGCUGACGCGGAGCACCGAGUUGUCAUGGCGCUUGCAGCACUUGCAGAGACGCUUUCAUCACCGAACGCAGUCCAAGGCUCGUCUGAUAAUCCCGAGCGCUUCUAUCCACAGGUGGUCAUGGCUGCUCUGCGGAGCGCGUAUCCCCAGUUCGCACAACGUGACAAUCACGGUAUGUAUAUGCAGCAGGAUGCGGAGGAGUGUCUUUCACAGAUUCUCGGCGCUCUGGCGCGCAUGGAGCCACCUACAACCGGAACAAAUUGGGUAGAUGCCACUUUCGGAACGCUGAUUGCCUCAACCGACCGCUGUGACGAACCGAAUGAAGUAUCCACGGCGUGCACGCCCGUUGUCAGUCACGAGUGUUUACGACUGCUGCCGUGUCAUAUCAGCAAGCAGGUGAAUCAUCUGUCGGAGGGCAUCCGCGAAGGCCUCGAAGGCUCCAUCGAGCGAUACGUGGACUCGCUGGGUCGAACCCUGAACUGGAAGCGGGAAUCCCGAAUCGAGCGGUUACCACCGUACCUCAUUGUGCAUUUCGUGCGUUUCUUCUGGAAACCGGUUGAGAAAGUGAAAGCCAAGGUUUUGCGCAAAGUCGUGUUUCCGCUGAUACUCGAUACGUUGCCAUUCUGUACGGACAGCUUGCAGGAUGCCCUCCGAGCAGCUCGAACGCCAACCGCCACGACAGAAGCAGACGCGGAGGGUGCCCUUCAAGACGCUCAGGUCGGUGGUAGCAGCAGCAGCAGCAGUAGCAGCAGUGGAAAACCCGACACACCGUCCGGACUGUAUGAAUUGUUUGCUGUGCUCACGCAUCAAGGACGAACUGCGGACUCGGGCCAUUACGUCGCAUGGGUACGUGAUCCCGAGCAACCCCUGGAUCGCAGUGUUUGGCUCAAGUACGACGAUGAUCGUGUUGAGACUGUUACCGAGGACCAGAUUCUUCGACUCUGUGGAGGCGGCGACUGGCACAUGGCCUACAUAUGUUUUUAUCGAAUGAGGCCUGGACCAGGCACCAAUGAAAAACGCUAG
Messenger RNA from Cyanidioschyzon merolae strain 10D, 1515 nucleotides. Its product is annotated as probable ubiquitin-specific protease. Gene Ontology annotation, molecular function: protein binding; proteasome binding; cysteine-type deubiquitinase activity. The coding region runs from base 1 to 1515 and encodes 504 amino acids. Lineage: Eukaryota; Rhodophyta; Bangiophyceae; Cyanidiales; Cyanidiaceae. The record is from RefSeq and is a predicted model, not a curated record. The transcript has a single exon. Gene Ontology annotation, biological process: regulation of proteasomal protein catabolic process; proteasome-mediated ubiquitin-dependent protein catabolic process; protein deubiquitination.